ACGCGACACCGAACAAGUCAAAUACCAUUAUAUUUUACACUUACUUCCUAGCUCUGAUCAUAUUAGGGCUUUGAAUGAAUCAGCGUCAUAAUAACAGACACGACUGCUUGUAGUAGAAACGGUGUAAGCUAUACUUUAUGGACAAGGAAGUGAGUCAUAUGAUAAUCGCUGACGGUAAAAUGACGUGUUUGUCGGUCGACCGAGUCCAACGCGAAUGAAGAAACGUGGAAACACUGUACUACAUUAAAGAAGCUUACUCAGGUAUAAUAUUUGGAUAUAACCGUUUUAAGGAAGUAGAACUGAAGAGAACGAAAAAUAUCCAAUCGUUUUGGAUUCAGCUUAUAUCGUGGUGAGAAUGAAGAAGGAAGUGAGUGCUGGUGUGAACUUUCUGAAAGGUUUGGCAGUGGAGCGUGGAAGUGUGGAUCAAAUUAAAGCCAAACGUUUUGCUUCUAAAUUACAAGAGCUUCUUCUUGAAAAAUUUACAGACCACUGGUACCCAGACAAUCCUAGCAAAGGACAGGCGUACAGAUGCAUCAGAAUAAAUGACAGAAUUCCCUUUGAUGAAUUACUAUCACAAGCGUGCAUGGAGAGCGGCUUAAAGCCAAGUGAAUUGGGUUUUCCUCGUGAGAUCACAAUAUGGAUCGACCCGUCGGAGGUGUGUGUGCGGUCUGGGGAGAAUGGCAGAUAUUUUACAGUAGCUCAGUUUGCUAAAGUGGAGGAUGAGGAAAAUGACUUGAAUCAUGAAGAUACUUUUAGCCAAGUGGAUUCUGUGAAUCUGGAUACAUCGGACUACCAUUCAGCGACCUCAUCUGACUGUGGCUCAGCAGUCUCAAGUGAUACAGAAGAAGAGGUGAAAGAGGAUGAAACGAAAAAAGUGGAGCAGAGUACAGUGAAGAACACAGUUCAUACAACAAGAUCUAAAGCAAGGGAGACUAAAGGGCCACGCAAGUUUCCUCCAGCUCGGAUCACUGGCCUGCAGUACUUUUAUAACCCUGCGCCAAUGUGGCCCCAGUACAAGAAGAAGAGAGGCAUGUUCUUCACGACUGUAUGUGCACCGGCACCUUCUCCGUUGUUUGCUUACUACGUCGUACCCAAAGCCCCUCCCCACCAAUCCACAGUGCCUCACGCUGCCCUCCAAACCUGGGGGACAGUGAAAGGGUAAAGAGCUCGAAACCAUGUAAGACGUAUCUGCCAAUCUGCAGGGAACUUUAUAGCGUAUCAUAAACUUGAAAUAUAGCCUAGUGUCAAGCAUGUCAACUAUUUAACUUUUCACUGAUUUGAAGCAUAAUCUAAUGAACUUUAAAGCUGCAGUCCAUAACUUUUUUUGGUUAAAAAUGAUCCGAAAUCAAUAUUUGAGCAAGUACAUAACCAGCCAGUGUUCAAAACUGCAGCCUUACUUUAGCCCGAUUCACAA
Messenger RNA from Cyprinus carpio (common carp), 1414 nucleotides. RefSeq names its product protein BTG1-like. Gene Ontology annotation, cellular component: cytoplasm; nucleus. Gene Ontology annotation, biological process: negative regulation of mitotic cell cycle; negative regulation of cell population proliferation. NCBI's taxonomy places the organism in Eukaryota, Metazoa, Chordata, Actinopteri, Cypriniformes, Cyprinidae. The record is from RefSeq and is a predicted model, not a curated record.